Molecule: messenger RNA, 2322 nt
Organism: Sphenostylis stenocarpa
Lineage: Eukaryota; Viridiplantae; Streptophyta; Magnoliopsida; Fabales; Fabaceae
Source: the annotation of a GenBank genome assembly
AUGGAAGCAGCAACGGCAGCAACCCCUUCUCAGAGAAAGCUGAAGCGGAAACGAACCCUGGCACAAAGCGAUCCUGAACUCGACCGUCUCAACUCACUUCCGUGGAACUCCUCUCUUCCUCAAAAUGACGACGAUGACGUUUUCUCUAUGUUCAUUGGCUCCAACGAACUCGAAGGAGGUUUUCUUUCCCUUGAGGAGAUUGAUGAGGCUGAGUAUGGUUUGAAUAUUCCUGAACCUGAAGAUGGAAAGAGGAAGACGAAGAAGAAGAAGUCUGUACAGAAUGAAGAUGGAAAGAAACAGCAGAAGGACGGAGUUGAUGGUGGUUGUAGUGACGAGGUCGAAGCUGAGUUGGACGAGAGUGUGAAGGCGAAAGAGAAGAAUAAGAAGAAGAAGAAGAAGAAGAAGAAGGCGAAAAAGAAGGAUGCCACGGAAGACCAGAAAGUUGAGCAGCUAGAUGUUGGUUUAGAUGCUAAUGUGAAAGAUGGUAUAAGUGAAGAGGACAAUGAUGAAACUGAUUUUUUUGCAUGGAAUGAGUUGAGGCUUCAUCCUCUCCUAAUGAAAGCAAUAUGUAAACUUGGCUUCAAGGAACCAACACCGAUACAGAAGGCUUGCAUUCCAGCUGCUGCUCAUCAAGGGAAGGAUGUUGUUGGGGCUGCAGAGACAGGAUCUGGUAAAACACUUGCAUUUGGUUUGCCCAUUUUGCAGCGCAUUUUGGAGGAGAGAGACAAGGAUGCAAACAUGGUUGAAGAACCUGAAAAGUAUUCUUGUAAAGGCCUUUUGAGGGCUCUUAUUAUUGCUCCGACUAGAGAACUUGCACUUCAGGUCACUGAUCAUCUGAAAUCAGUUGGCAAAUAUAUUAAUGUUAGGGUGACCCCUAUAGUUGGGGGCAUUUUAGCUGAAAAGCAGGAGAGACUUUUAAAAGCAAAGCCUGAGAUUGUUGUUGGCACUCCGGGACGGUUAUGGGAACUUAUGUCAGCUGGAGAAAAGCAUCUAGUUGAGUUACAUUCACUCUCUUUCUUUGUCCUUGAUGAGGCUGAUCGGAUGGUGCAAAAUGGUCACUUUAAGGAGUUGCAGUCUAUAAUUGAUAUGCUUCCCAUGUCCAAUAUCUCCACUGAAGAUAAUUCUCAAAAUGUACAAAGUUGUGUUACAGUUUCUAGUUACCAAAGAAAGAAAAGGCAAACACUUGUUUUUUCCGCAACUGUUGCUCUGUCUGCUGAUUUUCGCAAGAAGCUAAAACGGGGAUCAAUUCAACAAAAACAAUCAUUGACAGAUGGAUUGAAUUCUAUUGAAACUCUUUCUGAGCGUGCAGGAAUGAGAUCCAAUGCAGCAAUUAUUGAUCUUACUAAUCCGUCUAUAUUAGCAGCUAAGCUUGAGGAGUCAUUUAUUGAAUGCAGAGAAGAAGAUAAAGAUGCGUAUUUGUAUUAUAUUUUGACUGUCCAUGGGCAAGGUCGCACAAUAGUUUUCUGCACAUCAAUUGCAGCUUUACGUCAUAUUUCUUCCAUACUGCGCAUUCUUGGAAUCGAUGUUUGGACUCUUCAUGCUCAAAUGCAGCAGCGAGCACGAUUAAAGGCCAUUGAUCGCUUUCGAGAAAAUGAAAAUGGCAUACUUGUUGCUACAGAUGUUGCUGCAAGGGGUCUUGAUAUUCCUGGUGUUAGAACUGUUGUCCACUAUCAGCUUCCACAUUCAGCAGAGGUUUAUGUUCAUAGAAGUGGAAGAACAGCCAGAGCCUCUGCUGAAGGUUGUAGUAUUGCUUUAAUAUCACCGAGAGAUACAACAAAGUUUGCUUCAUUGUGCAAGUCAUUUUCUAAGAACUCUUACUUGCCAGAGGUCCUAAAACGUUUGUCUCUUGCACGACAAAUAGACAAGAUAACAAGGAAGGAUUCCCAGGAAAAGGCUGAGAAAAGCUGGUUUGAUCGGAAUGCUAGCUCAGUGGAAUUAAUUACUGAAAAUUAUGACAGUGAAGAGGAACAAGAGCUCAAUAUGCUGAUUUCACGCCCAUUACAAUCAAAAUCAUUCUCACAUCGGUAUUUAGCAGGGGCUGGUGUCACACCCCUCAUGCAGGAGCAAUUGCAACAAUUAGCAAGGCAAAAAUUAAGUGAUCACCAAGGAAAAAAGGGAAAAUUGGUUGUGAUUGGUCAAGAUUGUGUGGAUGCACUUCAGGCACUUCGAUGUGCUGGUGAAGAGGUGCGCAUGGAUAUCAAGGAUAUGGCUGGAAAGCAGAGAAUUGUGGAAAAUUUAAAACGAAAGCGAAAAGAGGAGAAAAAACGUUUGCGUGAUCAGCGUAGAAAGCAGAAGAAAAAGCUAAAAUACGGGGAUGAAUAG